This is a messenger RNA of Capronia coronata CBS 617.96, 1833 nucleotides long. RefSeq lists its product as uncharacterized. The record is from RefSeq and is a predicted model, not a curated record. Gene Ontology annotation, molecular function: amino acid transmembrane transporter activity. The coding region runs from base 1 to 1833 and encodes 610 amino acids. Gene Ontology annotation, cellular component: vacuolar membrane. The transcript is spliced from 3 exons. NCBI's taxonomy places the organism in Eukaryota, Fungi, Ascomycota, Eurotiomycetes, Chaetothyriales, Herpotrichiellaceae. Gene Ontology annotation, biological process: amino acid transmembrane transport.
AUGGAGCACAUCGCCCCAAUAGCACAUCCAGCUCCAGAGCUCGAUCUGGUGACGGAGCAGCAGAUGCGCAAACCUUCUGUCUCCGCUGAGAAGACACCACAAAUCAAGGAGCGCGUAUGGGGGUUCGCCGCUCGUGUCGACAGCACCGUGACGUACGAGGAAUACGUCUAUUGGGCCAAAAUCGAGCGUGAAAUGGAGAUUGAAGAGAACAAAGUGUUCCAGGCUGAGCAUGGUACUCCUCUACUCGACACAGUCAAGACUCCCUUUUCAAAGGAUGGCCGAAAGAAAGCAAAAGCACACAAAGUGGCCAGACUUCAGACCUUGGCGCAGCUUGAUGAAAAGCAGCCCGCUGGCGAUGUCACUGGUGUCGAUAAUGCUGGCUCUGCCGACUUUCCCCUGAAGGUAUCGGAUGCCGAAUGGCGUACUGCUGCGCGUGCACUCCGAACUGCCAGUUGGGGCCAGAUGUUCUUCCUCAUCACCACCGACAUUCUCGGUUGGUCAGGUGCACCGUUCGUCUUUGCCAGCGUGGGCUACGGCACUGGUGUAGCUCUCUAUCUCAUCUUCGGCAUUUUUGCUGCCUGGGGUGGUUGGGUUAUCUGGAAAACUUUCCUCGAUCUUGACUCGUCUCGGUACCCAAUGCAGAGCUUCGGGGAUCCAUUUCUGCGACUCUUCGGUGUGAAGCUACGCCAUUUCAUCAACAUUGCCCAAUCUCUUCAGCAAUUCUUCACCGUGUCCAUCUUGAUCUUCAGCAAGGCUCUGAACAUCGAGCAGAUCGCCCACUCGAGCGUUUGCUUUGUAGGUAUGAUGGUUGUCAUCAUGGCAGUCGGAAUGCUUGGAGGGUUCAUUCGAAGCUUGAGGAAGAUUGGAUGGAUCUCGAAUGCCGCUGUGUGGAUGAACAUUGUGAACUUUAUCAUCUGUAUGGUAGCUGCUGCACACUUCGCACCUUACUACCCAGCCAUCACCAGGUCUACACUGAUCCAGACCAUCGAGCCCAUCAAAGUCUUUGCAGGCAUUCCACCAGAUCAGUACCAACAGCAAGCUCCAGGUUUUGCGGCUACAUUCAACGCAGUCAACACUAUGGUCUACGCGUAUGCUGGUGCCCUCCUCUUCGUCGCUUUCCUUGCAGAGAUGAGGCAUCCGCUAGACUUUUGGAAAGGCAUGUUGCUCGCCCAAGCCUUCAUCACCAUCGUCUACAUGUUCUUCGGUGUCUUCGUCUACUCCUUCUACGGCCAAUACUCUGCCAACAAUAUCGUGAAUGUUGUCAAUCCAUAUGGUCUGCAGACUGCCGGUAACGUUCUCAGACUUCUCUCAGGUUGGAUUGCCAUCAUCAUGUACUUCAACAUCGGCAUGAAGACGGUAUACCUUGAGGUUUUCCAAGCCAUCUUCAAGUUCCCGUCGAUUGUCGAGAAGAAGGGCAGGAUGCUCUGGUACGUUUUGGGACCGUGCUACUGGAUUCUCGCAUUUAUCGUUGCGGGCGCGGUGCCCAACCUUAAUGGCAUUACCAGCUUGGUCGGUGCCGUCUUCAUGAUGAACUUCACCUACACCUUCCCAGGAAUGAUGUACAUGAGUACAAUCAUCCACAAGGCUGCCGAACUUCCAGGCGAAGGCUUCAAUCCGGCCACACGCGAGACAAUCAGGCACGAUCACGGCUUAAAGCGGUGGAUUCGAGGCUACAAGAAGACCUGGCUCAGAAGCACCAUUGCACUGAUCUACGUUCUCCUUGGGCUUGCAUGCUGUGGAAUGGGUACCUGGGCUGCUAUUGAAGGUUUGAUUGAUGUUUUUGGCCCUGGCGGAACCGUCGCCGUCAGCUUUGGAUGCCCUGUCCCUGUCUAG